AUGCGAAGCAGUAACCUCGUGGCAAUUCGGAACGUGGAGUACGCGGUGGGCACGAUGGCGAUGCUGUUCUUGGCCGCCUACUACCGCGCCUACUCGGAGCUCUAUAAGCACUACAAGAAGAACCUGGCCACUUAUAGGCAUCAUCAUGACCGCAGGCACCGGUACUACGAGAUGAAACGCAUCUGCUACUACCUGCUUCCCCGGGAAGGUGGUGCCACCUUUCGGUCAUCACGGCUGAGCCCUGACGCGCUCGACGACAGCCUGUGCACGCACGUUGUGGUUGGCGGACUGGUAGUGUCACGUGAGGGACGAAUGGUUCCCAUGCUUCCAACGCACGAGGACGUCAUCGCCAAAUUAUCGGGCACCAAGCUCAAGGUGCUGCUCUCCGUGGCUGCGCAUGGUCCCGGAGCACUGUCACAUGUGGUCGCCUACAGGUGGACCAGACUCAAGUUCAUUCGGUCUGCGGUGCGCAUGGUGCAGCGGUAUCACCUGGGUGGCAUUGACUUUGAGUGGGAGUUCCCGGAGUGGUUGAGCGGACACAUUGGCGACCGGUACCUGUUCAGGCUUCUCUUACAGGACUUCCGUACAUACAUCAACGGGACGAAGAAGGACUUCCUGCUGAGUGCCAGUAUUUCUGCCGUUCCAGCACUCAUGGUAUCCGCCUACGAUGUGCACGGGCUGGCUAGGCACCUGGACUUCAUCAACUUGAUGGCGUACGACCUGGAUUUUGUCCACCGUUGGCGUCCAAACACCAGUCAUCACAGCCCUUUAUUUCCCAAGCUGCUUAACAAGCAUGAUGAACGAACAACACACAGUGUGGUGUCAGCGGUGCAGCACUGGGCCGAUCUGGGCAUGCCGCACGAGAAGAUGGUGCUCGGCAUUCCUCUUUAUGCUCGCGUCUACCGACUCGCCCACCAGUCGGAAAAUGGCUGGGACAGCAGGGCACUGGCAGUGACCGUCCUUCCUUUCAACAAGGUGUGCCAGUUACUGAAGAGAGGGGCCGUGACCGUCAUGGACAAGACGGCUUAUGCGCCACACGCAUACUUAGGGGACAUUUGGAUAUCUUACGAGAGCGUCGAGAGCACCGUGCUGAAGUGUCUAUGGGCGGAUUCAAUGGGUCUUGGCGGCGUCAUGACGUACGCCAUUCAAAUGGAUGACUGGGAAGGGAAAUGCGACAACAAUACCAAGUUUCCCAUUCACAAAGCUAUAUGGAAGACAAUUGGGUGAAGUGCACCUCACUUGUGCAACUAGUGGGCCAAGUGGAUCAUACAUCUGAUGAGACAUGGCAAGCGGAGUGAGCGGAAGCUCACAAGUAAUUAAAGAAAACAUUCUACUGCAAGACAUGCAAAAAUAGGCACUGCUGCGUGCCUCAAAAAAAAAAAAUAUUGCUGGAAAUUCCUCUGUCUUUUUUCGUCUCGUUUUUGUCUGCGUGUCAAGCUUGCGCUGCAAAGAUGCAUGCAAGCUAUAGCAAUCGACAGCAAUAAAGUAGC
Dermacentor andersoni is the source of this 1490-nucleotide messenger RNA. The record is from RefSeq and is a predicted model, not a curated record. NCBI's taxonomy places the organism in Eukaryota, Metazoa, Arthropoda, Arachnida, Ixodida, Ixodidae.